AUGUCUACUUCUUUGUUUCUUAUAGGAGUCCUCUGCAUUUUAGAAGCAAAUAGUUUUGCCUCAGCAGGAAAAACAAGGGUGACCAGAAACCUUAAUGCCCCAGAACCCAUUGACUGCUUACUGACUACCUGGACUGAUUGGGGGCCAUGUAGUCCAUGCUCAAAAGAAAGAUACCGCUCAAGGAAUAUUGUGAAGUUUGGACAAUUCGGAGGAAAACCAUGCACUGCAGCCCUGAGUGAUAGAGCGUACUGUGAGACAGAAAGUUUGUGUCCAGAUGAGAGAGGUCAUUGUGGGAAUCAAGAGUUUGAAUGUGAAAAUGGAUUUUGUCUAAAGAAUAGGUUGGUGUGCAACAAGGAAAAUGACUGUGGUGACUUUUCUGAUGAAGAUAAUUGUGAAGAAACCAAACGCCCACCCUGUGGGGAUCGUGACAUUGAGGUAUCAGAACUUGGAAGAACAGCUGGACAAGGUGUGAAUGUGCUGGGAAUGAAACCGGCUCAAACUGCAUUUCACAAUGAGUUCUACAAUGGCAUCUGUGACAGAGUCCGUGAUGGGAACACAGCCACUUAUUACCGCAAGCCAUGGAAUACGGCUGUCCUCAAUUAUGACACAAGAGGAGACAAACACUUUACAAGUGAAUUCUAUAGUGACCAAAUAUCAACAAUGAAAGAAAUAUACAAAACAAAAUCACAGUCUUUUGAUGUGAGCUUAUCUGUUAAACUGAAACCGACUGAGUCCAAUAUAACAGUUGAUAUUGGGGGAAGCUUCCAUGCUGGCAAAUCAACCAACAUGAGUGAUUUCUUGAAAAAAGCCAAAGGAACGAAUCCCAUCUAUUUACAUGUCAAAUCUAAUAUAAAUCUGGGAACUUUCCAAAUGCGAAAACGUGAUUUGCGCUUGAGCGAGACAUUCCUGGAAGAUCUAAAGUUUUUGCCAAGUACUUAUGAGAAGGGAGAAUAUUGUAAAUUUCUUGAAACAUAUGGAACUCAUUAUGCACAGAAGGGAACCAUUGGAGGAAAAUAUGAGCUAAUGUAUGUGUUGGAUAACCAAACUCUUUCAUCACAUGGGCUCACUAAAGGUGAUGUCAAUGAAUGCCUAGGCUUUAAUUUAGGACUUACUAUCACCGCAGAUAUUGCAGAAGCCAAAUCGGAGAUUAAAGCUAAACAAUGUAAAUCUGGUGGAUUUAAAAAUACUGAUGACAUGAAAAAGAUUGAGGUUAUCCAAGAUGUAGUCUCUCUGAUUCAAGGUGGGACAACAGCUACUUUAACAAAGUUGAAUGAAUUGCUUUCAUCAAAUGUCAAGGUAGUUGAUGUAGAACAGUACGUCGAAUGGGCUGCUACACUACCUCAAGCACCUACUGUUAUAAGACAAGAGAUAGCCCCAAUUUCGGAACUCGUACCACUCAAAAUCCCAGACUCCCGAAUAAAGAAAGAAAAUCUGGACAGAGCUGUAGAGGAUUAUGUGGCUGAAUACAGCGUAUGCAAAUGCCAGCCUUGUCUACAUGGUGGGACGGCAAUGCUGAUAGAAGGACAAUGCGAAUGUGCCUGCACUCCGUUUUACAAGGGAGAAGCCUGUGAAAUACCCAAGUCAAGUUUCAUACCAGCUCAAACUGCCAUUGAUGGGAGCUGGAGCUGCUGGUCUAACUGGUCCGCCUGUCAGAGUGGAGAACGUCAGCGAACAAGAGAGUGUAAUAAUCCUGCACCUGGAUCUGGGGGCAAAUCAUGUCCAGGAGCAACCGUAGAACCAGGCUAUUGUUAA
Molecule: messenger RNA, 1752 nt
Organism: Protobothrops mucrosquamatus (brown spotted pit viper)
Lineage: Eukaryota; Metazoa; Chordata; Lepidosauria; Squamata; Viperidae
Gene: C9
Product: complement C9
Exons: 11
Coding region: 1-1752 (583 amino acids)
Biological process (GO): immune response
Cellular component (GO): membrane attack complex
Molecular function (GO): protein binding
Source: RefSeq, a predicted model, not a curated record